UUUUCAUUCGAAGUUUGCAUCGUGCAAGGUAAAGUUGUGUAGAAUUUUUCCUAUUCUCAACAAUUUGACGUCUCCUUUGUGUGUGUCAUCAUUUGAUAUAAAAUUCAUAUAUUCCAUACAAAAAAUCGGUCGUUUUUGGGUUUUAAUUUGGUAUUUAUAUGAAAUUUUCUUCUUUAGAAAAAUAAUAAAAGUGUUUAAAUUCCAGUUGUGAAUAAAAAACAACACAAAAACGGUGUUUUUUCUCUAAGUUGAAAGCAAAGUAAAAAAAAUCGAAGAAGAAAAAAAAAAACAAAUAAUCGAUUUUCCGUGGAAACAACAACGAAUAUAUUCGAAGAAGAAGUGAAAUAGAAAGAAAGCAAAGAAAAAAAGGGUUUUUUUACUUCUUUUUUUUUAUAUUACAACUGAGCUGAAAAAAAGGGCAACGAAAUAAGCUCCACUUUAAACCACCCACUCGCUUAAGUAAUCCCUAAAGGAGAGUGUAUUUUUUGUAUAAAUCCAUCAAAUCUUUCUGAACUUUAUUCGGAAAACAGAAAAUUAUAUCCGUCCUUUCUAUGCGAGUAUUUACAACCCAACAACAACAAUCUUAAGAUAAGUAUUUAAAGCAAAAAGAAAGCCAAAAAAAGGACACAAAAAAAUGCCUCAAGCUGAGGGAGGUUACAUAUCGUUGGGUGAUAACCCAAAUAGCGCCAUCUACAAUCAAACAACAGAACCUACCGGCCCACAAUCGAUGUUCGAAUCUGUUAAGCGAGCGAUUGGUCAAGUUGUUGGUAGUAAUGGCAAUAGCGGUGGUGACACAGAUGAUUUAUUAGCCUCCAAGGGACGUCCAAUGAUUGUCGGAUCGAGAGAUCGGGACAAAACUGGUAAGACACUACUGAACACUAAGAUGCCAUCAGCACCAGCACACACUGCCGAGGAGGCACGUUUACUUGGCACAAUGCCAGUUGAUCCAAUGGAUGAUAUUGAAUUACGUUCGGUUCAAUUGCAAUUCAAUCGACGUGAUUCUAUCGUUGACCAUUGUGAGCAGAAGCGUGUACCAACGGAUAAAGGUGAAAUUCAAGUAGCAAUACAAGGUGAUCCAAAGAAGUCGGCUAUAUUGACGUAUCAUGAUUUAGGAUUGAACUAUGCAACGAGUUUUUCUGGAUUUUUCAAUUAUCCAGAAAUGCGGGAGAUAUUGAAUAACUUUUGUGUGUACCAUGUUACAGCACCAGGUCAAGAAGAUGGUGCACCAACUCUGCCAGAAGAUUAUGUCUACCCAACCAUGGACGAAUUAGCUGCCCAGUUGCUCUUUGUGAUGUCACACUUUAAUUUGAAGAUCUUUAUCGGAUUUGGUGUCGGCGCUGGAGCCAAUAUCUUAGCCCGUUUUGCUCUUCAAAAUCCCCAAAAGGUAGCUGGUCUAUGCCUAAUCAAUUGUGUGUCCACAACCUCUGGCUGGAUUGAAUGGGGUUAUCAGAGUUUCAAUGCCCGUUUCUUGCGUACGAAAGGCAUGACCCAAGGAGUUGUUGAUUACUUGAUGUGGCAUCAUUUUGGUCGCAACCCCGAGGAACGUAAUCAUGAUCUUGUACAAAUGUACAAACAUCAUUUCGAGAAUAACGUCAAUCCGACCAAUUUGGCAAUGUUCAUUAAUGCGUAUAUUAGUCGCAAUGAUUUGAACAUUACCCGAUCACCACCACCAACUCCGGGCCAACAAGCUGCCAUUACUACACUUAAGAUGACAGUAAUGAAUAUCACUGGAGCCUUGUCACCCCAUGUCGAAGAUACCAUUACCCUUAAUACACGUUUAGACCCUGCUACAUCAACAUGGAUGAAGAUCUCCGAUUGUGCAAUGGUUCUAGAAGAGCAACCUGCUAAGGUUUCUGAAGCUUUCCGGUUGUUCCUCCAGGGCGAGGGAUACGCUGUUGGUGCCCUUCAAUCAAUGCGAUCGCAUGCAACAUUAGCCUUUGGUAGUUCCAAGAGUUUAAUUUCGUCACGUAAAACAUCAACAUCAACAAAUGAUUCGCACAAACAACAACAGCCACAAGAAUGAUUUUCUUUAUUAUUAUUUUAAAAAAAGGAAAUCAAUUUGAAUUAAAAUUAUGUUUAUUUACACAAUUUUUGUAUGUUGUUGAUAUUAUUAUAUAAUUAUUAAAAAAAAAAAAAAAUAUUAAAAAAAUAUAUUUAAUUUUAAUUUGUAUGUAUUAAUAUUAUUGUUUUACACUUUAAGUAGUUUACUUUAUAAUAAAAUCAGAGAACAAACAAGAAAAAUAUACUAUUUAUGCCUGUUUAAAAUUAAUAUUUAUAAUUUUAAGAAACAGUGUUGACAUUAUAGUUUAAACAAUUAUUUGUUAUAAUUAUUAACAUCAAUAUUAACAAAUUCAAAAAUAAAUUACAAAAUAAUAAAACUUCAAAUGUUAACACUGUUUCCUUUCCAUUCUGACUAAUUAACAAUAUUUAAAAUCAAUUUUCAAGAUUAUAUUAUAUUAUUGAUAGAUCUCAGAAUUGCUUAACUUGGCCAAAAAGAAACAAAUUAAUUUACUUUAAAAAAAGACUUUAAACAAAUUGAAUACCUACCUACAAUCUGACAAUGUUAUUAUUAUAUCUUUGUUCAUAGUUAUUUUUAUAGUUCCUUGUUUUGUUUUUAAUUAAUUAUUUCUUUUGAUUUUGUUUUUAGUUUCAAAACAGGCUAUGCACGACAUUUUUAUAGAAAGCAAAAAAAAAACAGCAUAAUAAUUAUACCACCUUAUAUUAGUUGUAUGUUAAUAUUAUUAUUUUGCACCCUAAAUAAUAGUUUUUAAUUUAAUAUUAAAAAUUAAAAUAUAUUUUUAAAGCAAAACCACAUUGUAAUGAAAUGCUAAUUAACUUUUAUUUUUGUUACUCUGCACCCAUUGUAGAUUAAUUAUUAAAAUGUUAUUUAUAAUUUUUGAAUAUUGUAUGCUUUAAAUUUUAUGUAUAAUUAUAAUUUUUAAUGAUAAGAUUUGAAUCGAAAGGUAUUUUUAUGCAAUUGUAAUCGAUUGUGUAUGUUUGUACAUAUACAAAAAAAAAAUAUAUAAAUCGAUCGAGAAUUGUAUUUUGAGCUUAGAAAUAUUGCAGUAUGAAUCAUUAAUUAAAAAUAAAUAAAAGAAAUCAUUACAUAUAAAUUUAAAACAAAAA
Messenger RNA from Episyrphus balteatus (marmalade hoverfly), 3126 nucleotides. It is a transcript of the gene MESK2, whose product is annotated as protein NDRG3. The record is from RefSeq and is a predicted model, not a curated record. Gene Ontology annotation, cellular component: cytoplasm. Bases 635 to 2023 code for a protein of 462 amino acids. Gene Ontology annotation, biological process: signal transduction. Lineage: Eukaryota; Metazoa; Arthropoda; Insecta; Diptera; Syrphidae. The transcript has 8 exons.